Cygnus atratus (black swan) is the source of this 288-nucleotide messenger RNA. It is a transcript of the gene S100P, whose product is annotated as S100 calcium binding protein P. Gene Ontology annotation, molecular function: transition metal ion binding; calcium ion binding. Gene Ontology annotation, cellular component: extracellular exosome; cytoplasm. The record is from RefSeq and is a predicted model, not a curated record. The transcript has 2 exons. Bases 1 to 288 code for a protein of 95 amino acids. NCBI's taxonomy places the organism in Eukaryota, Metazoa, Chordata, Aves, Anseriformes, Anatidae. Gene Ontology annotation, biological process: endothelial cell migration.
AUGUCCCAGCUGGAAACCGCGAUGGGAAUGGCCACGGCUGUCUUUGACAAGUAUGCAAAGACAGAAGACAACACACAAACCCUCACCAAAGCAGAACUGAAGACCCUCCUGGAAAAAGAGCUCCCAAACUUCCUCUCAACAGGGAAGGACAAGGGCGCUAUCGAUAAAGUCUUCAGGAAUCUGGAUGAAAACGGUGAUUUCCAAGUGGACUUCAAAGAAUUUGUCAUCUUUGUGGCAGCUCUGACUUGCUGCUGUCAUAAAUAUUUUGAGCAGAAAGCAGCCAAAUAG